This is a messenger RNA of Cydia pomonella (codling moth), 2569 nucleotides long. Its product is annotated as LETM1 domain-containing protein 1. The transcript is spliced from 4 exons. NCBI's taxonomy places the organism in Eukaryota, Metazoa, Arthropoda, Insecta, Lepidoptera, Tortricidae. The record is from RefSeq and is a predicted model, not a curated record. Gene Ontology annotation, biological process: intracellular monoatomic cation homeostasis. Bases 164 to 1234 code for a protein of 356 amino acids. Gene Ontology annotation, cellular component: mitochondrial inner membrane. Gene Ontology annotation, molecular function: ribosome binding.
AAAAAAAAAACGUCAACUGAACUGUCAAAUUUCAAUUUUAACAUUAUAUACAGACGAUACAGACUGAAAGGUCUGAACAAAAAAAAUAAAAAAUAAUACUUGUAAAACACGUUCGGUUGUUAUUGUUUUAGUCUUUUCUUUGAAAAUAGCUAUUACUUUUUAGAUGCCUUUACAUAGGGUUGUGACGUUAUCGAGGUUGGUUACUCAAUGCAGCCGGUCCAGCUCACUUUUGUUGUGUAAAACCCAACAAUCCUACAGUUGCAGAUUCAUCACUCUAGAGAACCCAAAACAUGGCAACCAAUUCAAAAAUGAGAAAUUACGAACAUACAUUGUCGAACGAUACAUCCAAUAUGUCAAAGGUUACACUAAAGUGCUGGAAACCAGAUUUCCGAGAGCCAUGCAAAUGUACAGAGUAUUCAGCGUUGGCAUUAAGGAUUUCCUGAAAGAUUUGAAGACAUAUAUUGGUUUACGGAUUAAAGUGGCUAGGGAGCAGGGCUUCAGCAAUAUGAGUCGGCAGGAUAUUGAACUGUACCAGAAAAUGCCUUCAGACAUGCUGCGGAUAGCACCGGUGUUGAUAUUGUCCGCCAUACCUUUUGGGAACUAUGUGAUAUUUCCUUUAGCCUUUCUCAAACCAAGAACACUUCUCUGCUCACACUUCUGGUCGAUCCAGCAACGCGCCGAAUUCACCACACAGGAGUUGACAGAACGACUCAGAAACAACAAGCCUGUAUUCAGAGCACUGCAGGCAAAAUUGGACUCUAUCCCUGACAGCGAUUUGAAGGAUAAAUGGGCGAGGGUUAUUGGGCUGUUAGGAUCGGGAGUCCAUCCGACGGCGCUAGAGAUUCUGGCGUGUAAGGAACUGUUUGAGAAGGAGCCUUAUAGUCUGAAUAGUUUGACCUAUACACACACAGGUCACUUACUAAAAAUGUACGGCCAACGGCGCGGUAUUCUCCGGGUCUCCAAACUCAAGCACAAAGCGUUCAUGCUCCUCCAGCUCGACCAAGCGAUCCUCCGCGAAGGAGGCGUCGACGAGCUACCAACCGAAUCCUUAAGAUACGCCUGCCACUUGCGCGGCCUUAACAGUAGCCAUUUGACUAACAAAGACAUGAGGAAGUGGUUAGAGAAGUGGCUGUCGAUAUCGCAACAUGUUGAUAAAAGUACUUAUUCGCUGCUGCUGCACUGUCCUAUAUUGUUAGCGUAUAAUCAUCCACAGAAUUGGAUGUUGAUAUAUUAGUGGUCUUUGGUGUUGGUGUGAUAGUUUUGAUGGUACUGUAUGAUAUGUAUGUAUUACUUAGCAUGAGUGAUUGUACCUGACAGUAUUCUAAAAAUUGCUAUGUUCAGUUCAGACCAUUCUUUUCAAGAUCAAAACUUCGGUAGGUACGACGUAUUUGACCAAUAAUGCAUGAAGUAUCGAUAUUGAUACUGAAACUAGUGCUUAUUCUUAAUUUGAAGUGAAUAUUGUUGUCACUUAGUGUGAGAAUUGAUACUUCGCGCAUCUAAGGAAUAAAUCAUACUAAAGUGUAUGAAAAGCAAACACACAAUCUGUGUUAUUUAGGUACUUUUCUCUGGCCUUAAAAGUAGUAAUAUCUUCCAAAUAUCGAAAACCGAAGAAUUUUGUUUAUUAAAAUAGCAAAUUAAAAAAUAAUAAUAUAUGUUUGUUUUAAAAAUGUUAACCAUUUUUAGAUUUUUUUUAUUUCCUUGUUUUUCAUUAAUUGAUAAGUAAAUAUGCUCUAUAAAAUGUAUAAUAAUGUAAAAUGCGAAAAUUUACAAAAAGGGUAAAAAAGUUAAGCACAGUUUUAUAGACUCGAUUCGAAUAUUAUUAGAUUAUUACACGUCCAUUAUAAAUUAUAAUGUAUAUCUAUGAGACCAAUACGGGUAACUCUUUCGCUGCGGAAUAAGUGUCUUCACAUUGGGGCCUGUUUACACAUUGGUUAGUUUAUUGCGAGCUCAUAAAUUAGCCACUAACGCAAGUAGCAAAUGUAUGAACACGCGAUAAACCCAAAUCAGUGUGUAAACAGGGCUAUAACCGCGAAAAUCGAAGUUCGUCAAUUGCCGGCAUUUUUACCUGUCACUCUAAUUAUGUCUUAGUGAGAGUAAAAGAGAAAGAUCCCCGUAAUUUGAGAAUUUCGGUUUUCGCGGUAGGCCCCUCAGGCCCUAAUGUGAAUGCUAGCACCCUUAACCGUAUUUAGAUGAUUCAGAAUUAAUGAGACUAGACUGACGUUUUAUUAAGUAUAUUUUAUGAGAAUAUCAUAAAAAUAUAAAGUUAGGUACUUUGAUUUUCGUUAGUUUUCAAACUGUUAGCCUACUUAAGCCUAUUUUGAAUGCCACUUAAUAAAAGCAUUUUUUUUUGUUAACUUUGAAUGCCUAUUUGUAAACAAUUACCAUUUUUUAUUAUUCUAGAAAUGAGCCUAAUGCAUGGCCCUAAUGACCGUAUAUCGAUAAAAGCUUGCUUUGCAAGUUUAGUCAUAUAAUAUUUAUUUUGUGAUUUGUCAUAACUAAUUUAUUAGUUGGUUCUAAACCACUAACCACUCUAAGAGUUGCUGUUAUGAAAAUAAAUAUGUUUAAUUUA